Folsomia candida is the source of this 537-nucleotide messenger RNA. RefSeq names its product chymotrypsin BI. The transcript has 3 exons. NCBI's taxonomy places the organism in Eukaryota, Metazoa, Arthropoda, Collembola, Entomobryomorpha, Isotomidae. The record is from RefSeq and is a predicted model, not a curated record. Bases 1 to 537 code for a protein of 178 amino acids. Gene Ontology annotation, biological process: proteolysis. Gene Ontology annotation, molecular function: serine-type endopeptidase activity.
AUGGUUGCAUUACUGUAUGACAAUAAGGUUUACUGCGGAGGGAGUAUCAUUGAUGCUAACCACAUUGUAACAGCGGCCGAUUGUGUUGUCCAUUCAAACUACGUCACCCUAUUGAUCGGGGGUCAUAACAUAAACGCGUCGAAUGAAGACGAACCUGGUCGUAUUAUUGUGAAUGUAACUCGACAAUAUAUCUUUGUUCAUCCCAAGUGGGGAGUUGUCCCCGCAUCUCAUGACAUUGCAAUCAUUCGCCUACCUGAAAAACUCACAUUUUCAAACAAUAUUCGCCCCAUUUGCCUACCGAAGUGGACACGUAUAGCAGAGACUUUUGAGAACCAGCCGGCACCUAAACAAUCUCCUUGUCGUGGUGAUGUUGGGGGUCCGUUAAUGAUACGUGAAGGUGUGGAUCCACACUACACUCUUGUAGGAAUUGUUUCUUCCUGGGUGAACCCAUUUUGUGAAGAUGGAAAUCCUGUAUUUUUCACGAGGAUAACAGCCGUCUUAGAUUUUAUAUAUGAAAUUACUGGGAGAAAUGAGUAA